UAGAGGCCAGGCCAGCCGUGUAAGAGGAAAGACUUAUCUGGGAGUUUUUACAUUUCAUUCGAAAUGUCAGAUAAAGUAGUAUACUAGUAGAGCAGAUCAAAAUAAUCUUGCCACAGGAAAAAUAUAACUGGAUAACAAUCAAUGCGUACUAAAAACACUGCACUCAGGAGGUGAGUAGAGGAUGGGAAGUAGAUGUACAUACAUACACAAAAUACCUAGGGUGCUAAUAUUCUAAAUUGCAUAAGAUCUCUUGCAAAAACUUCCAUAAACAUCCAUUGUCUAUAAAUAUGUAGGCUUUGAUCACUUAUCCCCUACCUACAGAAUAUUAGUCAUAAUCCACGUGCAAUAAUGGGAUUAGCAUUUUGAAGUGUCCCCGCUCCUCCUGUCCAAACCUUUCAGCGUCUCUCCUGCUUGCUCAGUAGUAAUGUAAUGGCAUUAGGACAAUCCUCUGAGCUGCACAGGUUAUUUUAGGACUCAGCUGUACAAUGCAGACAAUCUAAUGAAAGUGACAAAAACAUGGCGAGAUAAAAAUGAUACAGGAUGAGAUGGUUAUCGACUGGUAACCAAGCUGAGAGUAUGUUGUGUAUUUAAUGUUCUCUGUCAACUUAUGUCUGCUUUUGGGCUCAAUCAGGGCAGAGAUACAGUCUAAACAGCAUGUCCAAACUGGAGUGUUGUGUUAGUGCAAGACAAAGAGACAAUCAGGCGGGGGAUGAGGUGGAGGCACAGAGCCAAGGUGCAGCAUGAGGAAACAGUAUAGUGUUGGCUGAGGCUGGCUUGCUCCCCUCUACAAACCCUAGUUGGAGGGCAGGGGGAGAGAGGGAGGCUAGAGUUUCAUGCACAGCUCUGUACCCAGCAUAUUGUCCUGUCACUGCUGCUUCUGCUGCUGCACCACUCUGCCAGAAAUGUCAGGUGCCUCCUCACCGGUCUCCACAUCACAGUCCUUUUCACACCGCCCCGCCAAUUUAACAACCCAUUUCAGAGCGUGACAGCUUAUUUUUCAGCUGAAAACCCCAGAACAUGGAUAGAGGCAGUGCGUGCUGUGUGAUGAUGUCAAUGCCAGUGUCGUCAUAUUUCCACUGGGCACUGUCUAAGCAGGCUGCUGUGUGUGUGAAAGGUAGAUGAAGUGAUAUCCACUGCACUGAUACACCGAAGCUGAAAACUGCGUGACGGACUGCUGUUGCGUAACAGACGUGCCAGGCGGUAGGUUGGUAGGACGGCAAUCGUGUUUAUCCGCUUGUGAGAAAAAAAUGAGAGGGAGGGAGCGAUGUGAAGAGAGAUGGAGCGGUCGGAGGGGGCGUACGUCUCCUUAACCGGCUCAUGACUGGAGAGAGCUGGCAGCUGUACAGGGCUCUUGAACGCAACCACUCUCUGUAUGUGUGAUAGGAUAGAGGACUGUUUUCACCUCCAUCGCAGUAGUUGACUACUGCGGCCAAAAAAAAUCGGUGAACUUGGCCGACGCUAUUCCUCCUGGAGGGCUCGGUAUGUCCUAGCCAUCGUACCCUGCCGCAGAGAACGCCAUCGGAGAUGAGCCGCACAGACCUGCUGCAGAAGCACAGUGGAAGGAUGGUGUGACAGACACAGAGACAGACAGAGGGACCAGUCACUGCUCACCACUCAGAGGCAGACCAUGGCUCGCAUGCCCCUCCUUUUCCUGGGCUUCUUCCUCUCUUUCCUCCAUUCUUCAGAUGCCCAGAUCAUCAUCGGCUCCUCCUCCUCCUUCUCUCCUCUGGACCUGCCUAUUAAUUCUUCACCUCCACCAACCAAGCAAACAGCUCGAUUCUGGCCCUCUUUACCCCCCAGAGGGCGAAGUGAUGUGCCUAUCAGAGCUACAAUCCGGGAUAGGCUGACAAAUACGAAUACAGUGCAACAGGGGCAAAGAAUGGUACGUCCUACUGCACAGUCCACUCCUUCUUUUAUAUCUGCCCUCUCUACGCAGAACCUCAGCAGCGGACCAAUUUUAACCCAACCAACUGCCUCCAGGCCCAGGACUGACACAGCUAGUUUAGUAUUCAGCAGGGCUUUUGCAAAGGGAGAUGCUACUACAAAAGGACUGACUCCACCUCUGCCCACUUUGUCCUCCACUGCUGUCGCUGAGCCUGCAGCUUCCAAGCCAGUGAUAGCAGGUAAAACAGAGGAGGGAUCAGUCAAAGAGUCAGAGGAUGGUGAUUCACAGGGGUUAGGAUCGGGUAGUACUCCAACAGUGGUGUUUGUGAAGGAGGAGUUACCUGUUCCUCUGCCAACGUUUGACGAUGAAAUGGCACAGUAUCGGCCACAGGCACAGACCGCAGUUUCUGACGUAAAGACACCACCACCGGACAGUCGGAGCGUGAAGCCUCACCUGUUUCUGCUUACAACAGCCAGUAAAGUCUCCACAUCACCACUGACUGAGACAAGAGCCACACCGUCCCCUGUGGUAACACAAGCAACACCUCGGACUGUAGUAUCAGCAGGUGAACUGACAGAAAACAGUCCUCCCACGGACAGAGUUCCUCCAGAGCAGGACUCUGCUGCUGUGACAACUACCACCACUGGCUCUACUGAUAAACAGCCAGAGGCCUCAGGACUUCCAGUUACUGGCCAAAGCCAGAAGAGUUCACAUUCAAACUCCACAACGCCGCAAGUGACAACCACAUCUACUGCUAGUGUGCUUACUACUACACAGGAGGCUGUGAGAACAUCCUCAAAAGCAUCAAAUCAACCCAACAAAACAGCACAACUAGGAAGGAAUACAGCCAGCACAACUUUACAGUCAUCAAAGCCAGGGAGCGCUUCCUUCCUUACCACCGGUGUUGUGCCAGUCACCCGACCAAGGUUUAGCCCCACCUACCAGACGGGUAUUGGGCAGAGGAACCGCUCCAUUCUCCUGGGACAUCCUCACCAAGCUCCCCACUCCACCUCUUAUCCGGCCCCUUCCCCCAGCGCCAAUCCUUCCCUCAAUGGCACGCUUCUCUACUGGGGUGACCUGAGCCGGACGCUGGCUUUCGCCUGGGAGCUGCAUGUCUACGGCUCAGCAAGUCUCUUCCUCCUCUUGUUUGCUGGAGCUGCUCUUGGCCUCACCCUGUCCCCUGGCACAAACUGUCCUCAUCGGGGUGCUCUUGCACUCGCCAAUGCUCUGUUGUUUCUGGCUGGAGGCCUUAGGGCAGCUCUCUUUCUAAUUGACCCCUAUGGCACACGGAAAUUGAUCCCUCGCCCUGCAGUCACAGCCCUCUACAACUUGCCCCUACACCUGCUGGUGUGGACACAUGCUGCCCUGGCACUGCUUGCCUUGAGGGUGGCAGGGAUAAGUGUGUUACCUUCAACUAUGGAGCGUCCUCCUCUGGUGGCUGUGUUGGCAGUGUUGCAGUGUACCCUGCUGCUGGCAGCUGAUAUGCUUUCCCCAGCCCUGUCCCCUGUGGUGCCCGUCACUCUGCAGGUCCUGUCCCUGUGCUGGGGCCUGGCUCUCUGUCUGGGCUUCCUCUGCUAUGUCUUUCCACGUAUACGCUGCCCUCCCAUUCCCCAUCCUGGGGUCCCUGAAGAGGCCAGGAGGAAGGCUUGGAUAGGAAGUAGGAGGAUAAGUGUGAUCCUGGGGAGAGUGCUGGCAGUGUGUGCAGUUUUGGGGGCACUGUGCUGUGGACUGCAUGUUCAUGCCACCUUAUGGCUCUAUGGACUGCUAGGGGACUGGACACACUUUAACUGGGGAUGGUGGCUGGUUCACUUCUGGGCCCGGCUCCUAGAGCUUGCAUGGGGGUUCUCUCUCCUCCUCCUGGGUUCUUGGAUGUUCUGGAGGCCUCAAGGUUGCCGGGGAACGGAGGAGGGUGGACCAGAUUGCAGAGCAGCAGGAGAUGUGCCGUCCCCUGGCCAGUCCGUAGGGUCCACUCAAAGACAUACCUGCUGGUCCAAGAUAGUGCAGAGCUUGAGAGGGAAGCCUUGUAGAAAGUCUGACAGUAAUGGGGUGGGAGGAGGAGGAGGACCAGGGGAGGUGCCUAACAACUGGGCUGGUCAGGAACGUCCUGGAGCUGACAUCAGUAAAAGUCUAAUCAGGAACCAAAACCAUGAGCAGGCCCCUGUCCCGCCACGUAGUGUCAAAGACAGCAAUAGGGGACGCAACCACAGGGGCCACUCUGCAGAACGAGGCGUAUUUGAUGGCUCCACGGGCUCCCUGCUGAGACUGCAGGCGCUAGGCCGGCCUCCACAGCGCUCAGUGAGUGGCAGCCUGGAUCAUGAAAGGGACACUUCCCUGUCUCUAUAUGAGUUUGAUCUGCGGCCCCCCUCGCCGAUAGACCUGACCCGCAGCAUUGAUGAGGCUCUGCACAGGGAACACCUACUCGGAGGAGGCAGCCUGUUCCAUCCUUUCAACCAACCCUCACAGUCCCCCUCCCCGGGUUCAGGGGUCAGUCAGGGGCCCUGGCUGCGGAGGAACAGUGACCCUCAGAUGCUUUCUGAGAGCAGCGAGGCCCCGACAGAGUCGUCCAUGCCACUGGGCGGCAGCGUACUCAGCAGUGUACCCAGCAGGCAGGUGACUGCUCCCCCCACACCUUCCCAUCAGGGUCACAGGUGGGCAGGGAACGGGGUGGGAAGUGUCCCUUCAUCAGUGUCCUGCCCUGUGUCACUUCGUCCCUCCCGAACGUCAACAGGGCAGCUGGGGGAGGAUGGAGUGGACGACACGCGGCCGUUCAUAACGCCGGACUCAGAGAGGGUGCGGAAGGCCGGGAGGCCAGUGGGGUCACGGAGUUACCUGGAGGUCAGCCGACAUGACGACUCUGCCAGUGUCAGCAGUGAAAUUAUUGACCUUUGAACCAAACCAUGGACAUGAGGACCAAUGACUGCACAUCAGACAUACUGGUUUAAACAAAUACUGUUCCUAACCAAGACUUCAACAAAUAUUGGGAAAAUCUGAUCAUUGAACUGCCUACAAAUUAAUGAUUUUUAGAAGAGGGAAAAUAUCAAAAAAGGGACCUGGGUGAUGAACUUAAAGAAUAUCGCCUAGUUGCCUUUUAUCUUGUUAAAGGGUUCAGCAACUGUGUUUGUGGAACAGAUAUGGUAUACCUUUUACUCUGGGAGUAAAACUGGGAGAUAUAGCACAGAUAAACAACACAGCACACUCAUAACUCUCUCCAUCUCUUCCUUGUCAUGUUUUUCUUUUCAAACAUACACACACCUGCAUAACACUGACAUAACCUCAAGUACACUGGGACCAUACACACAUUUCAGCAGGUUCCUCAGCAGGCUCGGUGGUGAUGAAUUUCAGUAAAAAAUAGUAAUAAUAAUGAAUAAUAGUAAUGAAUUCUAUGUCUGAAAACAUAUUUAGCACCACUGAGGGUUUCAAUAAGUUUUAAGGGUGAAAAACAAAUGUGGUUCUAAGCGUCUGCAGGUCCCAUUUCUGUUGUCUCUGUGGAAAAAAGAUGUCUGCAUGUCAACAGUCGUGAAUUUCAUUGCUUUCAUAGAGUUUAUUUGCUGUCUUCCAUAUUUCAGUUUGCUUCGUGAAGUAAAGAUGUGCCAUACAUAACCUUGGUUGUUUCUGCGCUAUUUGCAAUGAUUCUAUGAACCCAUUAUUUGGGUUAACUCUCUAUAGCGUCUUACCAGUAUCAUAGUGACUCAACUAUGGAUUACUACUUCUAAGCUCUUAACAUGCUGCCGCUGUUGUUGUUGUGCAGUCUGCCUUGUAGGUUAAUGUGAAGCUGGUUACAUAAAGAGGCAGGCAGUAAACAAUAGCCAGAGACAUGCAGACACAUGCUUACAUGGUGAAACUGCUGCUGAGGCUUUUAGCUUUCGCUGAAAUUGAGAUUCAAGUAUUCAACUGUGAGGUUAAUGCAUUUCAUCUUGACAUUUAGCUGUAGGACAAAGCUUUUGCCAUAAUUGCAUACAAUUGAAGCCUCUGGCAGCGAUUUUACCGUAUCUAACUAAGAAUAUUAAACAUUCAUGAUCCUAUCAGUUGCAUUGAGUCAAUUCAAACAGUUUGAUCUCUUAUCUAAUUAAAUGCUACACAGCUUUGCAGGGCUGCAACACACAAGUCUGGCUUGGCAUGAACCUCAGACCUCUCAUAGCUAACUCAAUAACAGAGCACUUAACUGUAAGCCUGAGCACUAAACUGAAGUAUUUUACUACUCAAGAGGAAAAUAUCUUUCAAAUAUAUGAUGUAUAAGCACCAAUGUAAAUAUUGUUAUUUUUGAUGUUCAUGAAUAAAGAUGUAUUUGAAACAUAGUCGUAGUUGUUACUGUGAAAGACAAUCUAAAGUGGUAUUGCUUAUGUGUCUGAGCUGUGCAGGAAAUUAUGCUAUUUUGACAGAUUGUGGCCUGUUGAGGACAUGCAGAGCUGUGACAGUGGAUACUUGAAAGUCAAGGACUUUCUGGGCUGUGCUCAGGAUUGUUAUAAUGAUGUAGAACUAAUGGCCAUGGUCUGCAGGGUUUUUAUUUCUACUUUAUUUUUUUACUAUCAUUAAAUGAUGACAAGAGCAUUGGGAAGCAACUAAUAAAACAAACUUGAAGCUGUUUGGUGAUCCUGAAAAUAGCCCAGAGGUUCCCUCCUCAGUCUUACAUUUCCAAAGCUUUGUUCCAAAAUGACCUUCACAAUGCUGAAAAACGAAAAGUGACUUGCCGUCACAGAUUGAUUACUGGAGCGCUAUCUUGGGAUGCUGUUGUGAAUAUGUAAUGAUAAAGUGACAUUUUUCCAAAGUGGAUAAACAUCAUUUUGGAAUAAAACUUAAAAAUUAACUCAUGUCUCUGUUCCUGGUUAGAUCCGGUCCAUGAUUUGUUUUCCGGGUUACCUCAGGGUGACUUGCUGUACCUCCCAGUGAAGUGAGAUAUUUGACUUGUAUUUACAGUACAAUGGCCUUGUGUUGUUGUCAUUCCAAUGAACAUGUAAGAUUUCACUGUAUCGGUACUCGCUGUUACAUCUUUUACUUCAUGACCAGGGUGGUACCUCCAGCACUUGUAGUGUUGUUCCCUCCCCAAAGCAGUAUGUGCCAUAGAAAAUACAAUCCGUCCAGUCUGUAUUCACAGUGCAUAAGUACAGUGUUAGUUUGAUUCCUUUAUUUUGCUCAUUGAACUUUGGUUCCUGUAUUUCUUGCUGCAUUUUGUGUCUGGAUUCAAAAUAAAAUUGAGAAAACUCAA
Messenger RNA from Seriola aureovittata, 7088 nucleotides. RefSeq names its product proline-rich transmembrane protein 3. The record is from RefSeq and is a predicted model, not a curated record. NCBI's taxonomy places the organism in Eukaryota, Metazoa, Chordata, Actinopteri, Carangiformes, Carangidae.